Molecule: messenger RNA, 1659 nt
Organism: Nicotiana tabacum (common tobacco)
Lineage: Eukaryota; Viridiplantae; Streptophyta; Magnoliopsida; Solanales; Solanaceae
Source: RefSeq, a predicted model, not a curated record
UACACUUUUUUCACAAGAAAAGAGAACGGAAAAAUUUAUCAUCUCAGAUCCCCCGCGCAGCGCCAUAUAGAAGUCAAUGUUGGGGACGAUGAAACCCACAAACUCAAUCGCAAAAGCAGUAUCUCAUAAACUCAAGAAUAUCAGCAGAACCCCAUUAUCCUCAUCAUCAAUUCCAAAGGAGAAGGUGGAUUGUUUGGUAAUAGGGGCUGGUGUAGUGGGCAUAGCAGUGGCUAAAGAACUUAGCGUAAAGCAUGGUAGAGAAGUUUUGGUGGUUGAUUCUGCCCCAACUUUUGGGACUGGUACUAGUUCUCGCAAUAGUGAAGUUAUUCAUGCUGGCAUUUAUUACCCUCCUAAUUCUCUCAAGGCAUUUUUCUGUGUUAGAGGGAAAGAAUUGCUCAACAAGUAUUGCAAAGAUCAUGAAGUUCCAUACAAGCAGAUAGGCAAGCUUAUAGUUGCUAAUGGUUUAUCAGAGAUUCCAAAGUUGAGUGCUCUCAUGACUCGAGGAAUUCAGAACGGGGUUGAGGGUCUGAGGAUGAUGGAGGGUUAUGAAGCUAUGACACUGGAGCCUGAAUUGCAGUGUCUUAAAGCCUUAUGGUCACCUUCCUCAGGAAUAGUUGAUAGCCAUUCAUUGAUGCUAUCAUUGGUGGGCGAAGCUGAAAGUCACGGGACGACUUUCUCUUACAAUACUGUGGUUAUUGGCGGUCAUGUUGAAGGAAGUCAAAUUCAAAUUCAUGUUUCGGGGAGCAAUGCUAUUGCAAACUGGAAUGGGAGGUCCGAAUUGGACUCUGAACUAGUUCUUAUUCCCAAGCUUGUAGUGAAUUCUGCAGGCUUAAGCGCUCCAGCUAUUGCAAAACGAAUGAAGGGCCUACCUGACAGUAUUAUUCCUGCUUCUCACUAUGCUCGUGGUUGCUACUUCACCUUGUCAAACACCAAAUCCCCUUUCAAGCACUUGAUUUAUCCUAUACCUGAGGUUGGUGGCCUUGGAGUGCAUGUGACCUUGGAUUUGAAUGGCCAAGUGAAAUUUGGUCCUGAUGUUGAAUGGAUAGGAGGAAUUGAUGAUAUUCCGAGCUUCCUCAACAUGUAAGUCCUCAUUGAACCCACAUAAUAAUAACUCAUAUAAGUUUUUAAGACAGUUUUAUGUGGAUAAAUUUGACUAUGAUGGUUUCUAAACUAGCUUAUUCUAUUAUCAGUUGUUAUAACGAGGAAAUAUUUUACUUUGCACUUCCUAAAUAUAGAAUGGUCAAUAUAUGAAAAUUUCUUACUUUAGGUUGUGUUAAUAUUGGCAAUGAAGUUCCAUGGUGUUGCUAUAUGUAACACUUAAUAUUAUUUUGACGAGUUGUUAGUAAAUAUAGUAUAUAAUUAAGUUUUGGGUUUCCAACCUUUUGUAUUUAUCUAAGAAUAUUUAGUAAUCGGGGAACCAUUUUAUUUCAUAUCUGUCCAUAAACUCCCUAUUCUUCUACUCUUCAGAAACAAAGAAGAAUAACUAUCUACCUCUCUCUCUUUCUAUCUCUAUCUUUCUAUCUCUAUCUCUCUAUCUCUAUCUCUCUCUCCUCCGUAGGAACAAGAAGCUGAAGUUUCAUCAAAAAAAAAAACAUGGAUUUCUACUAAAUCAACGCACAAAAUUCGUUUUUGGUGAAGAUCAAGUUGCUCCUCUUGGUA